Necator americanus (New World hookworm) is the source of this 546-nucleotide messenger RNA. RefSeq lists its product as uncharacterized. The record is from RefSeq and is a predicted model, not a curated record. Lineage: Eukaryota; Metazoa; Nematoda; Chromadorea; Rhabditida; Ancylostomatidae. Bases 1 to 546 code for a protein of 181 amino acids. The transcript has a single exon.
AUGGCAAAGAACAUCGACUCUUUUGAACAACUUACGACCCGAAUCGUACGUCUGCGGAUGAGAAGAUGUGGCCCAACAUCAGCUUUGACUAUCUUCGUCGCUUACGCUCCAACAUCAAGCUACGAAGAAGAAGAAGUCGAAGCUUUCUAUAUGGACCUGGAGAAGUUCUACCGAGAAGAUCAUGCCUUCGACAAGGUCAUAAUUGGCGAUUUCAACGCCAAGGUUGGCCAAAAAAAAACGCCGGAAGAACUUCACAUCGGGACCCACGGCCUACAAUGGAAUGACCAGGGGGAGAGGCUCUCCGAGUUCAUCAUGAUGACUAAGACCAUCCAUCGGAACUCACAAUUCCAGAAGCUCUCCUCUCUACGCUGGACGUGGAAGUCACCCGGUGGAGGGUACCGUAAUAAAAUAGACCACAUCAUCGUCAAUGACAGGUGUAUAAAAGCUCCACAUGACAUCGGCAACUAUCGUCCAAUCUGCUUACUGUCCGUCAUCUACAAGCUCUUUACAAGAGUGAUCCUUAAUAGGAUUGAAAGUCUUGGAUGA